Messenger RNA from Botrytis cinerea B05.10, 1186 nucleotides. RefSeq lists its product as hypothetical. Bases 610 to 876 code for a protein of 88 amino acids. Lineage: Eukaryota; Fungi; Ascomycota; Leotiomycetes; Helotiales; Sclerotiniaceae. The record is from RefSeq and is a predicted model, not a curated record. The transcript is spliced from 2 exons.
GGUAUCUCAAUUACAUUUUUCCUUUCCUUAUCAAACUUUCGCUCCCUUAUCAAUCGUUCAUCUAUUAUCCACUCAUCUCGUGUCAUCCUCUGCACAUCAAUCUCCUCAUCCGUCCCCCGCACCCGAGCCGAAGUCCUUGGCCCGACGCACCUAGCUUGCGCCCUGCACAUCAGCAACACUCCAAGCCCCGUUUCACGAAUAACAAUUCUUGCUUCCGGUCUAAGGGAUGUUGAUACCGAUGGCCGGGCUUGGGAAUCAAGGAACAAAAAAUUAUGGUCCGAAAAUUCCGGGGUAACGGGAACGCUGAAGAUGUUAUUGGGGGUGGGCGAGUAUGAUAUACAUCGCAUGUAUAUAUGCAUAAGACGUGGUAUUUUGGUACAUAUAUGGCGUAUGUCGAGAUAUUGAGGGUGUAGGAACUGGGUUGGGAAUGUAGCCAAGUUGGCACGGUAGAAUAGACUGAAGAUGCAGGUGGCAAUGGGGCGUGAGAGUUUUGAAGUGUGUAUAAAGAUAUAAUUGUUGUAGCAAUCUAGUAGAACAGAAUUCAAAUAUCUAAAAUUCAAGCUAUCGCAUCACACUAUUCAUCAACCCAAGAACGAAAAAUCCUUCAACAUGCGUCUCUCAAUCUUCCUCCCCGCCAGCACUCUCAUCUUCACUCACCUAACAGAAGCGUGCUACUUCAACGUAUACUCCACAACCGUCGGCACCUUUAAAGCACAACAUUCCGAGCCCCUCGACCACAAUGGUGCGCCCCAGACCCUCAGUGGAAAACAUCUUACCUGUUCCUUCUCAGCCGAUCUGGCCGAUGGAUGCAUAGUAACGAUCAAGACCAAUGUUGGGUGUGGCACUUUGACUUUCGAGAGGAUUGGUACCGACUGAGCUUGACUGUAAAUUUAAGGCUAGUGUACCUGUAGGAAGUAUGGGCUUUAGUUUAAUGCUCAUGGACAGACGAGGCAGAGAUGAUGCUGAGCUGAUGAUACUGAGAGUAUGUUAGUGGACUACGAAGGCCGUAGGCGGUCAAGAGUCUUAGUCGGGCGGUGUGGAAUCAAGUUCCCAAUGAUAUGGUAACUAGCUUGAUGUACCUGCAUUCAAAGAAACUAGCUUCAACAUUUUCAGACUCGAAUAAAUCUCAUCGCAAACAGUGUACUACUCAAUUUAGCAAGACGAGAAGCAAAGCUAGUGAUCGUUA